AUGUCAAUCUCAACGUUGCGACGGCAGGUCAAGAAUGUGGCCUAUAACUUUAGCGACGCUCAAGUUAAAGUGCGGGAGGCUACAAGGUUGGUUUUAAAAUAAUCUGAUUUUCAUAUUAUUUUUGGUCAAAGAAGUAUAUUUUGUUAUGUUUCGAUAAUUACUGCGAAUUUGUAGUAACGAUCCAUGGGGACCCACCACUGCGUUGAUGUCUGAGAUUGCCGAUCUGACCCACAAUCCCAUGAGCUUCACCGAGAUUAUGUCUAUGAUCUGGAAGCGACUUAACGAUCACGGCAAGAACUGGCGACACGUCUACAAGAGCUUGGUGCUUUUGGACUAUUUAGUCAAAUGUGGCAGCGACAAGGUCGCUCAACAAUGUAAAGAAAACAUAUACAGCAUAGAGACGCUGAAAGACUUCCAACAUAUCGAGGAGAACCGGGACCAAGGUCUGAACGUGAGAGAGAAGGCCAAGCAGAUGAUGGCCUUGUUGAACGACGAAGAACGUCUGAAGAACGAGCGGGCACGAUUUCAGAUGACUAGGAAGAGGUUUGCUCAGACUGGAUCGGGUAUAGCAUCGGACGGCACGGUUCGAGGAGGCCGACGACACGAUACGGGUGCUGUAGUGGGUAAGUGUAGAUGCUAAUGUAGCUUAUGAAUGUAGAUUCUGAACUGGAGGAAGCUCGGCCUUCAAGCAUCGGAGAGGAAGAGAUGCAGCUGCAGAUUGCAUUGGCUUUGUCUCGAGAGGAGUGCGAGAAGGAAGAAGAGUUAAGGAAAGGAGAUGCCAUCAGACUUCAGAUGGCACUGGAAGAGAGCAAGAAGAAGGAAGAACUAGCUGCGAUGGCUGCCAAAGCACCUGAGAGCACUUUGGACGAUCUUCUGUCACUCAACUUGGGCGAUGCUACUGCUCCAGGUCCAAGUGGACUAGGAACUUCUGGUCUUAACGACCCUUGGGCUCCAGUAGCUAUGCCAGCUUCAGUGACCAACGCUGAUCCUUGGUCACCUGUAAAUAAACCUCAAGUCGAUCCUUGUAAGUGCAUUCUAAAGUUAUUUAAAAGCUAAGAACAUAUGUGUUAAAAGCAAACUGAUAGUGUAGUGUUUUGAUAAAGAACCUCACAAAUUUUAUUUUUACAUUUUAGUGGCUGAUUUGCUGGGAGGAGGCCCUCCGGCUCCAGCUCAAAACGACCCUUGGAAUCCAGUUCAACAACAACAAGAACCCGUGGCUGCUGCCGUCGCUGCUAACCCUCAAUUGAACGAUCCUUGGGCGGCGUUCGAAGCCGAUUCGACUCAAAACAUGGUGGCCACGCCAAGUCCAAUUCCACAAAACCGGGUAAAUUCGAAGACUCCAGAGAGUUUUCUGGGAGAGAACUCAUCGCUUGUAAAUUUGGAUAAUCUGAUGGGACCUUCGGUUGCACAGAACAAGCCAGGUUAGUUUUAUAUUCGAAUUUGGUGUUGCUAUGAAGUUCUGCUUGAUCCUAUGCUAUAUGUACAUAGUUUGUUGUUUUGUUUAUGGUAUUUCGACUGUGAAUUCUUUUUAAAUUAUGUUAUAAGGUCACUUGUUUUAGCUGUGAAUCCAUUUGCGUCGGCGCUACAAACUUCGACGACUCCGACGAAUACGACUAAUCCGUUCAGUGCUCAACAAAAGCCCUCGCCUUCCCUUAAUGAGAUGAUGCACGCUCAGAGAACGGGCGGAUCUAAUGGCGGUGCUACUCCCAAUCCUGUCACCAACCCCUUCGCUUAG
Messenger RNA from Bursaphelenchus okinawaensis, 1735 nucleotides. The record is from the annotation of a GenBank genome assembly. Lineage: Eukaryota; Metazoa; Nematoda; Chromadorea; Rhabditida; Aphelenchoididae.